AGCUUUUGCCUGAGCUUAGGAGUGUCUGAGAUGGAGACCCCAGAGGAAGCGGCGGACGGAAAACAGCGCGUCCACCUGCGCCCAGGCUCGUUGCGUGACCCAGCGCCGGCUACGCUGCACCUCCUGCCCUGCGAGGUUCUGGUGAGCCGGCCCGCCCCAGUGGAGCGCUUUUUCACGCCCGCCGUGCGCCACGGUGCAGACGGGCUGCAGGUGUCGUUUCGUGGUCGUGGCCUGCGGGGCGAGGAGGUAGCUGUGCCGCCGGGCUUUGCGGGAUUCGUGAUGGUGACGGAGGAGAUGGGAAAGGGGCUGCUAGGGAAGCUGAACUUCUCAGGGGACGCAGACGAAACACAGGAGCCGCUGGCGCGGGACUUCGACCGCUUUAUCGGAGCCACCGGCAGCUUCAGCCACUUCACCCUGUGGGGUCUGGAAACGGUCCCUGGCCCCGAUGCCAAAGUGCACAGGGCUCUAGGUUGGCCCAGCCUCGCUGCGGCGAUUCACGCACAGGUGCCUGAGGACUGAGCACUAGAGCAUGAAAAUGAAAGUCACAGAUCCCUUCAUACCAAUAAGGGAGCAACACGCUGACUUUGGAGCCACUGUUUCUAUCCCAAUAAAUGAACUUCACAACACCCGUGAGUCUGUGGGCACCUUAGUUCCCUGAAG
Molecule: messenger RNA, 660 nt
Organism: Acomys russatus (golden spiny mouse)
Lineage: Eukaryota; Metazoa; Chordata; Mammalia; Rodentia; Muridae
Gene: Rnaseh2c
Product: ribonuclease H2 subunit C
Exons: 4
Coding region: 31-519 (162 amino acids)
Biological process (GO): RNA catabolic process
Cellular component (GO): ribonuclease H2 complex
Source: RefSeq, a predicted model, not a curated record